This is a messenger RNA of Cyprinus carpio (common carp), 3224 nucleotides long. It is a transcript of the gene clpxa, whose product is annotated as caseinolytic mitochondrial matrix peptidase chaperone subunit Xa. The record is from RefSeq and is a predicted model, not a curated record. Gene Ontology annotation, biological process: protein catabolic process; proteolysis. NCBI's taxonomy places the organism in Eukaryota, Metazoa, Chordata, Actinopteri, Cypriniformes, Cyprinidae. Gene Ontology annotation, molecular function: zinc ion binding; protein dimerization activity; ATP hydrolysis activity. Gene Ontology annotation, cellular component: mitochondrial matrix.
GAUUGAUUCACCGACUGAGAUGAUUCAGUGACUCGAGACCGAGAGUGUCAUCAGUUGUUUACUCAUUAUAUCACAGUGUCUAGUUCAGGCAGCGUGUGUGUUUAGUUAAGCUCCCGAAAUAUCUCUCAUGUUAAUGUGAUUGAUUCUUAUUCAUUUACAGAUUCGAUUUAAGCCAUUUGUUAUUGUCGGGCCUGUAUCGAAUGGCUUUCAGUGCGUUAGCUCUCGGCUAGCGCUAACCUUCCAGCGCUGCGCAAAUUCAACCGCUUCGGUUUGUCAAAAAACACAAUAACACUCAAACAUGUCGUGUACGUGUGCUUCAGCAGCGAGAAAACUUCUGAAUUCAGCUCACAAAGGGAUUUCUGGCUCUGGAGUGCAGUUGCUGUUACUGAGCCGCCUGGGGACCCGUGAGGUUCGUCUGGCGCGCCGCGUCCCCGUGAGGUGGUUCUCGGAGACGUCUGUGUAUUAUGCUUCAAAAGAUGGGAUGAAAGAUGGAGACGGUGGAAAGAAAUCCGUUGGUGAAGGAAGUGGAAAAAGAAGCAGCUCUAGUAAUUCCGGAAAAGGAGGAAGUCAGCUGAGGUGCCCCAAAUGUGGAGAUCCUUGCACACAUGUAGAAACAUUUGUUUCAUCAACUCGCUUUGUGAAAUGUGAAAAAUGCCACCACUUUUUUGUGGUGCUUUCAGAAACAGACACCAAGAAGAGUUUGAGUAAAGACCCAGAGUCUGCAGCGGAAGCUGUCAAGUUGGCUUUCCAGCAGAAACCCCCUCCGCCACCUAAAAAGAUCUAUGCUUAUCUUGAUAAGUAUGUUGUGGGUCAGGAUCAUGCUAAGAAGGUUCUGUCGGUGGCCGUGUACAAUCAUUAUAAACGCAUCUACAACAACAUGCCGGGAGGCUCCAGGCAGCAGCAGGUGGAGGUGGAGAAACAGGCCUCCCUCACUCCUCGAGAGCUAGAGCUAAGACGACGGGAGGAUGAAUACAGGUUUACAAAGCUGCUGCAGAUUGCAGGGAUCAGUCCUCAUGGAAACGCUCUGGGCGCCUCCAUGCAGCAGCAGCUGAACCAGCAGGCACCUCAAGAGAAGAGAGGAGGAGAAGUGCUGGACUCCACACACACUGGCAUCAAACUAGAGAAGAGCAACAUAGUCCUGCUGGGCCCCACCGGCUCAGGGAAAACACUUCUGGCCCAAACAUUGGCUAAAUGCCUGGAUGUUCCCUUUGCAAUCUGUGACUGCACCACCCUCACUCAGGCAGGGUACGUGGGAGAGGACAUAGAGUCAGUCAUCGCAAAGCUGCUGCAGGACGCUAACUAUGUGGUUGAGAAAGCUCAACAAGGUAUCGUGUUUUUGGAUGAAGUAGACAAGAUAGGUAGCGUUCCUGGGAUCCAUCAGUUAAGGGACGUGGGAGGAGAGGGAGUGCAGCAGGGUUUACUGAAGCUACUGGAAGGCACUAUUGUUAAUGUUCCUGAGAAGAACACAAGGAAACUGAGGGGUGAAACUGUCCAAGUUGACACCACCAACAUCCUGUUUGUAGCAUCUGGAGCGUUUAACGGACUUGACCGUAUCAUCAGCAGGAGAAAGAAUGAGAAGUACCUUGGGUUUGGAACACCGUCUAACAUGGGGAAGGGUCGACGGGCGGCGGCAGCGGCUGACCUCGCUAACACCACGGGUGGAGAGAUGGACGUGGUGGCUGAGAUUGAGGAGAAGGACCGGCUUCUGAAACACGUGGAGGCCAGAGACCUCAUUGAGUUCGGGAUGAUUCCUGAGUUUGUGGGCCGUCUUCCUGUUGUGGUUCCAUUGCACAGCCUGGAUGAGGAGACACUGGUGCGGAUCCUCACAGAGCCACGCAAUGCUGUUGUGCCUCAGUAUCAGGCUCUCUUCAGCAUGGACAAGUGUGAUCUCAACAUGACACCUGAUGCCCUGAGAGCGAUUGCCAGAUUGGCUCUAGAGCGUAAAACCGGAGCCCGUGGGCUUAGAUCCAUAAUGGAGAAACUGCUGCUAGAUCCCAUGUUUGAGGUGCCACAUUCAGAUAUUGUGGCCGUGGAAGUGAGCAAGGAAGUGGUUGAUGGAAAAGCGCCACCUCAGUACAUACGAGCUGCAGCUAAAGAGUCCUCUGAGGAGGAGUACGACUCUGGAAUCGAAGAGGAUAACUGGACAAGACAGGCUGAUGCUGCCAAGAACUAAAAACAACAAACCCGGUUUAUAGUCAAGACAUUUCUUUAGCUCCUUGGUUCUCCUAAGGGUCCAUUUCUCACUGUAUGCUAGUGACGAUUUGUUACUCACUCUGGAAGAUCUAAUUCCUUGAGAAUAUCCCUAAAUAUCCCUCUCACUUUAAGCAAUCAUGGCUUAGAGAAAUGAGUUUAAAAUAAACCAAAUUCUCCCCUGACACUUUCCCCGUGAAGAGAUUGUUAACAGUAUGUGAAAUGUAAAGAGAAUUUUAUUUUAUUCUUAUUAACUUGAUCUUGUAAGUGAUUUUAUGAACCGUUUGAUUGGACACCAAACAGAUUGUGAAGAGUGAAGAAGGCUUGUACCAAUGUGUGUUUGACUUCAGAUACUAGUUAUACUGUUAUAUUGAUACAAUUAGAGAUCCUUAUAAAGCUAUAUCUGAUCAUUUUCAUAAAGUCUCCCAAUAUGCCCACGGUAGAUCAGUUUUUGUAGUUGACACACGUGUAUAAUAAUUAGAAACCCAUGUAUUUUAUCAAGGUCUGUUUAAUUUAAUUAGGUCUCUGAUUGAGCUGCCUUGUUUUUUUCCCCCUUUAAUCAACGCUAUAGGAUUUUUACAUGUCAGUUGUGCUAGUACACUCAAGCUGCUAUUUGCUUUAUGAUAAGGGGUCAAGAAAAUCAGUAACUGUCUGGAAUUGUAUCAGUGUGUUGUCAUAAUUUCUGUUGUUAUUCACAAAGUGGCCCAGUGAUGGAAGAUUUAUUUGUAUUGGCCAGAUUAAAACAAAUUGUACACGAGUAACUUUGGUCUCUUUGAGAAAGUUGUGCAUCACUAAUUGAAGUGAUCUCUGCUGAAUUCCUGGUGUAAUUCAUUUUCAGUCGCUUCACAGAAAUUGAUUUCUUUUUUCUUUUGAAAUGCGUUGUUACAGAAUAUACUCCGAUUAAGUGCAGGGUGGGAAGGGGUUACAUUUUUGUAUGGAGAGAGUAGAAACCAUGUGUGUUUUUGAUCCUCACACUUAAGCACAGAUGUACAAAACGAAUGUACGUGGGAAUAAAAUGUAAAUAUUAUCAGUGA